AGCACAUUCAACUUAAUCAGCUAUGGAAAAGCCUCAAGAAAAACCGUUUACUACUGAAAACUUAACUACCGUAAUUAAAGAGAAAAAAAAGAUAGCAGAACAAACGAUAGGAGAUUCAGAAUAUGCACACUCAAAGGUGCCCGGCUGGAAUAGUACCAUCAUAGAUGGUUGUUUAAAAAAGUUGAAAGAAAAGAGUUCGAAUCAUAAGUAUGUUGUAACCUGUAUCGUGAUGCAAAAGAAAGGCGCUGGGUUUUAUGCUGGAACUUCAGUUUAUUGGGAUAAUAAUAACGACGUGAGUGCAAGUUACAGAUAUGAAAACAAGACAUUGUAUGCAGUUGUCAAUGUAUUUGUCUUGAGUCUAUAAAUUUAACUUUAUAUCAUUUAAACCAAUGGUCUUCAUAUUGAAUCCCAAAGAUUGAAAUCCUUGCUGAAUAUCUGCUACUUUGGAUGGUGAACUAACAGUGACAACAUUGCUUGCAUCUGGCUUAAACAAGUUCAUAAAGUACUUGUUUAAUACUCUUUGCAAAUCAUCCAUAGUAACAUUCUAUAACAUACCUAUAAACAUUUACUCUUUUUAUGGCAUAUUAUUGUUUUACUUACUUGA
This is a messenger RNA of Rhizopus microsporus ATCC 52813, 604 nucleotides long. RefSeq names its product Tctex-1. The record is from RefSeq and is a predicted model, not a curated record. Gene Ontology annotation, molecular function: dynein intermediate chain binding. Gene Ontology annotation, cellular component: cytoplasm; cytoplasmic dynein complex. Gene Ontology annotation, biological process: microtubule-based movement. The transcript is spliced from 5 exons. Bases 23 to 364 code for a protein of 113 amino acids. NCBI's taxonomy places the organism in Eukaryota, Fungi, Mucoromycota, Mucoromycetes, Mucorales, Rhizopodaceae.